Molecule: messenger RNA, 1092 nt
Organism: Argiope bruennichi
Lineage: Eukaryota; Metazoa; Arthropoda; Arachnida; Araneae; Araneidae
Product: piggyBac transposable element-derived protein 4-like
Exons: 2
Coding region: 1-1092 (363 amino acids)
Source: RefSeq, a predicted model, not a curated record
AUGGUGGAUUACCUAAUGAAAAUUUUGAAUGAAGAUUCUGAUAGUGAAGAUAUUGAAGAUGAUCAGCAAUUUUCUGCAUAUGACGCAGAUUUGAGUGACGAAAAUUUAAAACAGGAAAAUCACAGCAGUGACUCUGAAAUAACUGCAUCAGAUUACGAAAUUACUGAAAAUAAUAGUGAUGAAAAUUGCACAAUGAAAAGCCAACAUACAAAUGUUGAGCAGCUCUGGGCUUUUGAUGGAACUGGAAUUCAAAUACUGAGAGCAGCUAUGAGUUAUAAGCGGUUUUUGUUUUUACUUCGCUGUAUUCGGUUCGAUGAUAUAGAUACUGGAGCUGAAAGGAGAAAAUCAGACAAAUUAGCUGCCAUCCGAUCCAUUUGGGAUUCAUUUGUUCAAAAUUGCUUGAAAUCUUAUAAUACAAGCGAAUUUGUAACAAUUCAUGAGAUGUUACAUCCUUUCAGGGGACGUUGCUCUUGUAUUCAAUACAUUCCGAAUAAGCCUGCUAAGUAUGGCAUCAAAAUAUUCGCAUUAUGUGAUUCUAAAACAUUUUAUUGUAGCAAUAUGGAAAUUUAUAUCGGAAAACAGCCGCCUGGACCUUUCGCAGUUGAGAAUAAACCAUUAGACAUUGUCAAGCGUCUAGUAAUGCCCAUUGAAAACUCUAAUAAAAAUCUUACCACUGACAACUGGUACACUAGUUUUCCACUAGUUGUUUACUUAUUAGAGAAGAAAAUUACUUUCAUCGGAACUGUAAAGAAAAAUAAAAAAGAAAUUCACGCAGAAUUUUUGCCCAGAAAACAUAGAAUUGUGGGUACUUCUAUCUUUGGUUUUCAGAAAAAUAAAACACUCGUUUCAUAUGUACCGAAGAAAAACAAAGCAGUAGUAUUAGUAUCUAGCCUUCACGAUAAAUCUGAAAUUGAUGGAGACAGUGGAAAACCUGAAGUAAUUCUUGAUUACAAUAUGACAAAAGGAGGUGUUGACACCUGCGAUAAAAUGUGUUCGGCUUAUUCUGUGUCUCAAAUAACAAGACGGUGGCCUCUUGUAUUAUUUUAUAUAAUGAUGAACAUUGCUGGUAUAAAUUCUACUGAACAAUGUUGA